Arabidopsis thaliana (thale cress) is the source of this 168-nucleotide messenger RNA. RefSeq lists its product as uncharacterized. The transcript has a single exon. Lineage: Eukaryota; Viridiplantae; Streptophyta; Magnoliopsida; Brassicales; Brassicaceae. Bases 1 to 168 code for a protein of 55 amino acids. The record is from RefSeq and is marked reviewed.
AUGCCUAGGAGGUUGCAUUGUGUCUGUGUGGGGCAAGUGCUAAACUAUUUUGGUAACGGUUAUGAUUGCAAGGUUAUCGGGGGAUGCAUGCAAGUUAUAAUCGUUUCAUUUCUAGUCGUUGAUGUGAGGUUUGGCUACACGUUAGUGAUAACGUUAUGCUCUAGAUGA